This is a messenger RNA of Zerene cesonia (dogface butterfly), 548 nucleotides long. It is a transcript of the gene LSm1, whose product is annotated as U6 snRNA-associated Sm-like protein LSm1. Lineage: Eukaryota; Metazoa; Arthropoda; Insecta; Lepidoptera; Pieridae. Bases 85 to 501 code for a protein of 138 amino acids. Gene Ontology annotation, molecular function: RNA cap binding. Gene Ontology annotation, cellular component: P-body; Lsm1-7-Pat1 complex. Gene Ontology annotation, biological process: deadenylation-dependent decapping of nuclear-transcribed mRNA. The record is from RefSeq and is a predicted model, not a curated record. The transcript has 4 exons.
AAAUCGACACAUUUUGAGAAAAUAAAUGUUAAUAGUUGAAAAAAGCUAAACAUAAUUUCAACGAUAUUUUGUCAAUUGCGUAGAAUGUCUAAUAACUUAAAUCCCUUGGCCGGUACUGCUCAUUUGCUUGAUGAAUUGGACAAGAAACUAAUGGUGUUGCUGCGAGAUGGAAGAACAUUAAUUGGUUAUUUGCGGUGUGUGGACCAAUUUGCCAAUUUAGUACUCCAUAAAACUAUUGAGCGAAUUCACGUUGGCAAGGAAUAUGGUGACAUACCCAGAGGAAUCUUUAUCGUGAGAGGCGAAAAUGUGGUGCUUUUAGGGGAAAUUGAUAAAGAUAAGGAAGACAAUUUACCACUCACUGAAGUAUCAGUUGAUGAAAUUUUGGAUGCUCAACGGAGGGAACAAGACGCAAAAAUCGAACAGCAAAAGCUUCUAUCUAAAGCACUUAAAGAUCGUGGACUCAACUUAUUAGCUGACUUGGGGCAUGAUGACAUGAUCUAACUAUAAAAUUAAAUAAAUGUAAAUUAAAUAAGAAUAUUAUGUAUAAA